Messenger RNA from Perognathus longimembris pacificus (Pacific pocket mouse), 1374 nucleotides. It is a transcript of the gene Dctn6, whose product is annotated as dynactin subunit 6. Gene Ontology annotation, biological process: mitotic spindle organization. The transcript has 7 exons. NCBI's taxonomy places the organism in Eukaryota, Metazoa, Chordata, Mammalia, Rodentia, Heteromyidae. The record is from RefSeq and is a predicted model, not a curated record. The coding region runs from base 98 to 670 and encodes 190 amino acids. Gene Ontology annotation, cellular component: dynactin complex. Gene Ontology annotation, molecular function: dynein complex binding.
CUCCACAGUGCCAGUCUCUCCAAUCGCGUGUCGAGCGCCUCGCUCCGGCCAGGCCGGGGUGUCGAUCGCCGCUCCCAUCGGAGGCCGGGGCUGGAGGAUGGCGGAGAAGAUCCAGAAGAGUGUAAAGAUUGCUCCUGGAGCUGUUGUGUGUGUAGAAAGUGAAAUCAGAGGGGAUGUGACUAUAGGACCUCGAACGGUGAUCCACCCUAAAGCACGCAUCAUUGCAGAGGCUGGGCCCAUUGUUAUCGGUGAAGGAAACCUAAUAGAAGAGCAAGCCCUGAUCAUCAAUGCUUACCCAGAUAAUAUAACCCCUGACACUGAAGAUCCAGAUCCAAAACCUAUGAUCAUUGGAACCAAUAAUGUGUUUGAAGUUGGCUGCUAUUCCCAAGCCAUGAAAAUGGGAGAUAACAAUGUCAUUGAAUCAAAAGCGUAUGUGGGCAGGAAUGUAAUACUGACAAGUGGCUGCAUCAUCGGGGCUUGCUGCAACCUAAACACUUUUGAGGUCAUUCCCGAGAAUACGGUGAUCUAUGGUGCAGACUGCCUUCGCCGGGUGCAGACGGAGCGGCCACAGCCCCAGACGCUACAGCUGGACUUCUUGAUGAAAAUCCUGCCAAAUUACCACCAUCUGAAAAAGACGAUGAAGGGAAGCUCCACUCCAGUUAAGAACUAGGAACAGAGUUGGGUGUCCUGACGGCGUCCCCCGUGACUGCUGCCAGUUUCCACGGGGAACACUCGCUGGCUCACUGUAAGACUGACUAGAGAGAAAAGCAGUGGAUUUUCCUGUUAACUGGCCUUUCUAAUUUAUAGAAAAUGUCUUCUUUUCCUGUAUCCUUGCGCCUGUUCUGAUCCUCUACAGAUUCAGAGUCUUCUUUUUUAUGUUAUAUAAAAUGUUAACCACAAAAUUGAUUAGGCAAAAAGACUACUCAUGAUGUUAAGAAAGGGCAUAUUGUUAUGUGUUUACAUUCCAGCAUGUACUAGACUAAAUAAACUGCUGGUGACGGGACUUGUAGCGAGCAUACUUUAAUCAGUUUGGCUAUUUGCAGUAAUCUUCCCACAAUAGCUGGCUUAGCUCUUAUUAUUUAUUUUUAUGAUAUAUUAAAGCUAAUGUGUUUACCUUUCCCCCUAGUAAACUUGUAUUAUUUAAAAUUUCAGCAAUUGAAUUAACUUAGACUUCACUUUGUUUUUUAGUAUAUACAUUUGCAUACAUAGAGAGACACAUAUCUUUUUUUCUUUUCAGAGAAAAUAACCUAAUAAGACUCUCCAGUAGAAUACAAUACAAAAUAAUUCUCUGUUACAAAAAUAACAAGUAAAUAAAUGAUCAUUUAGUUUAUUGGAUAGCUGGUUUCUAAGGAAAAUAAAACUUAGAGAUUUUGA